Molecule: messenger RNA, 972 nt
Organism: Saprolegnia diclina VS20
Lineage: Eukaryota; Oomycota; Saprolegniomycetes; Saprolegniales; Saprolegniaceae
Exons: 2
Coding region: 37-915 (292 amino acids)
Cellular component (GO): membrane
Source: RefSeq, a predicted model, not a curated record
GCGGCAGAAGAUUUGCGCAUCUUCUGGUGGCCGACAAUGGGCACGGUCACGGCCUCGAGGUCGAGUGCCAAGCUGCGAGCCACGUACACAGCUUGCAAGGUAUUUCUCGUGAUUCUCGUCGUCACCGCCCUCGCGUUCGGUGUGCGAUAUGUCGUCAUGGCCCACACCCACAUCAUCAACGCCGACUGGGUCGAGAGCCACCGCGAUAUCAGCGGGUUUGUCUGCGUCCUCGCUCUCUGGACCUGUGUGCUCACGGGCGUACCCUGCACGCUUCUCGAGACCUUUUCUGGCGUGUACUUUGGCUUUGGUUACGCAAUCCUCAUCAACACCGCGGGCACGGUCCUUGGAUCAGCACUUGCGUUUGGUGUCGCGCGAGCGUGCGGCGAACGCCUCGGCGCCUACCUCAUGGCCAGGUACCCACUCGUGCUUGCGCUGCACCACCUCUUCGAGUCCCCCGAGACCAACUACCGCGUGCUGUUCUGUAUCCAGCUCGCAUACGUGCCAGUGACGCUCAAGUGCUACAGCUUGAGUGUCCUCGGCGUUCCCUUUUGGCCCUUUCUUAUCUCAAAUUUUGUCUGCGGUCUCCCGCUGGGCGUGUUCUGGGCCUACGUCGGCAGCGUCUCUGGCAACAUCAAGGACGUCCUUGCCGGCGGGGGCACACUCUCCACUGAUCACAUUGUUGUUCUGGUCACAAGCCUUGUCGUCAGCAUUUUUGGUCUCGGCCUCAUCUGGUACUAUACCCGCAACGAACUCCGGCGAAUGCAAGCGUCAGCCCACAGCGGAACCAAGGCGACCAUCGACGUGCUGUCUGCGUCGCAGGAGACACCGCAGCAGGUGAUUUUGAUGCCGGGCAGGUCCAUGCCACCGCCUCUGUUUGCGUCGAGCGUCGACACGCCUCGUCACCCCAGUGUGUAAGCUGACAACGUUGGUGCCAAUGAAGAGACGUCGUCGAAUGUAUUACCGAAAAGCGCG